Molecule: messenger RNA, 1195 nt
Organism: Zootoca vivipara (common lizard)
Lineage: Eukaryota; Metazoa; Chordata; Lepidosauria; Squamata; Lacertidae
Source: RefSeq, a predicted model, not a curated record
ACUCUUUCAUUGGUUGGCAAUAGUAUGGCUAAUAGGGACAAGCAAGCAGAAGGCUGCUAAUGCCCCAGAAUGAAUUGGGUCUUCCUUUCUAUGGCAGGUGCCAACAGUGGUUCAUUGCAUACCCAAUAAUAAAUUCUUUCCACAGUGCAAUUCUGUAGAGCAGAGUCCCAUUUAAUUUGAUGGGAUUAACUCUCAGGUAAGGCUCCAAUCCUAACCCCGUUUUCCAGGGAGCAAGCCUCAUCAAAUUCAGAGGCGUUUACUUCUGAGUAGGCAUGGUUAGGACUGCAGUGGAAGUGUAGCCAAUCCCUAAGUGACAUUGAUCUCAGUUGUAUCUGGGUCUGGAAUGUCCUGUUGCUGUUCCGUUCUUGUUGGAGAGACACCAAGAUCCUAGCUUCCUGGCUGGAAUGUCCUCUUAAGACAUGAUAGAGUUGUGUGACCUGAACUGGAAUAAUAAUUUUGUGUAUGGUUUUUAUAGGAAAGCAUCUAAAAUAACCCUCAUCAUUCUUUCUCUACAGGGUUCGAAACCUCAGGGUGGUUCAUCAGAAACGGUCCGUGUUACCAUCCAGGAGGGUCGGCCUUCAGGAUCACAGGGUGGUAGCUCUGUUAGCAUACAGGGCGGUCAGCCUUCAGGAUCACAGGGCGGUAGCUCGGUUAACAUACAGGGACAGUCUUCAAGCUCACAGGGCAGCAGCUCCUCCGGCAAACAGCAGGGUGGAUCUUAUUCAACCGGUGGCAGUCCCUGUGGCAAGGGGAUUACAUAUGACGGCAAUCCCUGCAACCAGGGCCAAGCAUCGUCCUCCUCGUCCUCCUCCUCAUCUUAUUCAUCGUCUUCUUCUUCACAAAGCACCUAUGGCCAGGGUGGCUCACAAUCUCAAGGCAAACCCAACGCUUGUCCUCCGGGGAUAGAUACUUCUUCCAACAACAGAAAUAGAUGCUGAGUGGUAAAUAUCAGCUCUUAUUAUACAAAGAUGAAUCUCAAACAAUAUAUGUUGAAACAGAAAACCGGUCUGGAGAGGAAGAAUAUAAUUCAAUAGUCACGAGAGCAACUGGAAUUUCUCAGAGUUCAAAUACAUUGCAAAAUUACCUGUCUGCGUUGCCUCCCUGACACCUCAUGCUGCAGAACAGAAGUGUUCAUGUUUUCACAAGUCAAAACCAGGAGUCGUGAAGUGAAAUAAAAACAACUUUUUCCUUAAAA